AUGGAUCCACCAAUGCAGAGACCAAGACAUAUUGGAGCAGAAGAUGCUCCAAACACUCACACACAAAGGGCAGGAAUAGUUCCACCUGCAGUAGCAAAUAAUAAUUUUGAGAUAAAAAGUGGGCUCAUCACAAUGAUUCAGUCUAACAAGUUCCAUGGUCUGCCAAUGGAAGACCCUUUAGACCACCUUGAUGAGUUUGACAGGCUCUGUGGCCUAACCAAGAUAAAUGGAGUAAGUGAAGACAGUUUCAAACUCAGAUUGUUUCCUUUUUCACUUGGAGACAAGGCUCACUUAUGGGAGAAGACCUUACCAAUUGGAGCCAUCACAACAUGGGAUGGAUGUUUUGCACAGAAAAACAAUGAAACUUUCUAUGAAGCUUGGGAAAGGUUCAAGGGUUAUCAAACUCAGUGUCCACACCAUGGGUUCAGCAAUGAGUCCCUGCUAAGCACACUAUACAGAGGAGUUCUACCAAAGAUCAGAAUGUUGUUGGACAAUGCAUCAAAUGGGAAUUUUCUCAACAAACAUGUGGAUGAAGGAUGGGAACUGGUAGAAAAUUUGGCCCAGUCAGAUGAAAACUAUAAUGAAGACUAUGAUAGAACUGUCAGAUUUGUGAAUUCAACCCCAGAUGAGAAAUACAAGAAGGAUAUGAAGAUGAUGAAUGAGAAGUUAGACAAGAUUCUGCUCAGUCAACAGAAAAACAUUCAUUUUCUUGCUGAGAAAGACACAACAAUUCAAGAGGGGGAGAAUGAGAUAGCUGAGCUAUGUUACAUCCAGAACCAAGGAGGAUUUAAACCUUAUAACCAGUUCAAGAACAACAAUUCGUCUUAUAGGAGUACAAAUGUGGCUAAUCCACAGGACCAAGUCUAUCCACCACACCAAGCACAGCAGCAGAACAAUUAUGUGCCUAAACAACAGAAUCAAGGUCACCAGGGUCAGAUGUGUCCCCCACCAGGGUUUCAUACCACCCAAGCCCAGGAACCAGACUUAAGAACAUUGAUACAGCAGUUGUUGCUUAACCAAGCCAUUGGUCAGAUGGAAACCUCCAAGAAGUUUGCUGAGAUCAAUCAGAGAAUAGAUUCCACUUACAAUGACCUGAACAUCAAGUUUGAAAGCCUUAACUCCAAGGUUAAAUUCAUAAAGAGCACUAUGGCCUCUACUUCAGCUCCAAAACCUAAUCAACUGCCUGGAAAGGCAAUUCAAAACCCAAGGGAGUUCACUGCCAAGGCUAUCUUUGUUACAGAGGAUGUUAUCACUAAGGAUAGUGCGAUUCAAGAUAGGGAGGGUAUUCAACAAGUUUCAGCUCAGAAUGAAGAAGGAUACCGAGAAGAGAAGGCACUCGACAGUGCACUCGACCACGCACACGAUCAGGCACACAAUCGAGUGCCGAGUUGA
Molecule: messenger RNA, 1392 nt
Organism: Camelina sativa (false flax)
Lineage: Eukaryota; Viridiplantae; Streptophyta; Magnoliopsida; Brassicales; Brassicaceae
Source: RefSeq, a predicted model, not a curated record